Messenger RNA from Oncorhynchus kisutch (coho salmon), 569 nucleotides. Its product is annotated as receptor-interacting serine/threonine-protein kinase 4-like. Bases 156 to 569 code for a protein of 137 amino acids. Gene Ontology annotation, molecular function: protein serine/threonine kinase activity; ATP binding. Lineage: Eukaryota; Metazoa; Chordata; Actinopteri; Salmoniformes; Salmonidae. The record is from RefSeq and is a predicted model, not a curated record. Gene Ontology annotation, cellular component: cytoplasm. The transcript is spliced from 3 exons. Gene Ontology annotation, biological process: intracellular signal transduction; protein phosphorylation; regulation of MAPK cascade.
AAAUGGCAUAAGAGUGGAAAUCCCCUCUACUCCAAGACACAGAGCAGCCAGACUCUUUUUCAAUAAACUAUCAGUAAUUCAUGCUUCGCUAAACUGAACCAAUACGCCUACAUCUAGUUGCACACGAUUGACCAAGUUUCAAAAAAUCACACCAAAUGCAGAUGGCGCUGCCGCUGCCCAGCAGCCCGGCACUGGACCUGAUCGGUAAUGACAGCCUGCAGGACUGGGAAGUGAUUGGUGGAGGGGGAUUCGGACAGAUCCACAAGGCCAGGCAUAUAAAGUGGAGGUUCGAUGUGGCCAUCAAGUUGCUGCAUUAUGAUGAUGGCUCUAGCACGUCCCUGCUUAAGGAGGUAAAGAAUAUGCAGAAGGGAGGGAGCCCCCAUGUGGUGAGGAUUCUGGGGGUGUACCAGGGGUGCCCUCCCUCUCCAGGUAGAGGCCUCUCCACCCAGCUGGGUAUUGUGAUGGAGUUAAUGAACAUAGGCUCCCUGGCCACCCUCCAGGCCAGCCUCUCUGGCCCCCACCCUGGCCCCUGGCCUUCCGCCUGGCCCACCAGAUCGCUCUGGAAUUAA